This is a messenger RNA of Dryobates pubescens (Downy woodpecker), 2301 nucleotides long. RefSeq names its product base methyltransferase of 25S rRNA 2 homolog (gene BMT2). Gene Ontology annotation, biological process: negative regulation of TORC1 signaling. The transcript is spliced from 5 exons. Lineage: Eukaryota; Metazoa; Chordata; Aves; Piciformes; Picidae. The coding region runs from base 59 to 1294 and encodes 411 amino acids. The record is from RefSeq and is a predicted model, not a curated record.
GUGCUCACGCCUCCUUCUCUCCUGGCCGGGCUGCGCGCAGCGGAGCAGCGGUAACACCAUGGAGGCCGUUCCACAGCCCCAGCCUCGGCCUCUGCUCCGGCCCGGCGAGGCCGCCGUUGCUGCUGCUCCCGUGCCGCCGCCACCCCCGGAGCAGGAGCGGAAGCUGGAGCAAGAGAAGCUCUCGGGGGUGGUGAAGAGCGUCCACCGGCGGCUGCGCAAGAAGUACCGGGAAGUGGGAGACUUUGAUAAGAUCUGGCGUGAGCACUGCGAGGAUGAGGAAACUCUGUGUGAAUAUGCUGUGGCAAUGAAAAACCUUGCGGAUAAUCACUGGGCAAAAACUUGUGAAGGGGAAGGCCGGAUUGAAUGGUGUUGCAGUGUAUGCCGAGAAUAUUUUCAGAACGGUGGGAAAAGAAAAGCACUUGAGAAAGAUGAAAAAAGAGCUCUUCUUGCUUCUAAGACCACUCCAGCUUUAAAUGUUCCCCAGGCUCCCAAGAUUGAAGAUCCCUUGCCAGAUGCUGGCUUGACAAAUCAUGAAGCUAUAACAGAAGAAUUACUCCACUCCUUGGGGAAGAUCAGAUUACUUGAUGUUGGUAGCUGCUUUAAUCCAUUUCUGAAGUUUGAAGAAUUUCUGACAGUUGGCAUAGAUAUUGUUCCAGCUGUUGAGAGUGUAUACAAAUGUGACUUCUUAAAUCUUCAAAUUCAGCAACCUCUCCAGCUGGCACAAGAUGCUAUAGAUGCCUUUCUUAAGCAACUAAAAAAUCCCAUUGAUUCUCUACCUGGAGAACUGUUCCAUGUUGUUGUUUUUUCCCUCCUCCUUUCUUACUUUCCAUCACCCUAUCAACGAUGGAUAUGCUGCAAGAAGGCACAUGAACUUCUCGUAUUAAAUGGCUUGUUGCUUGUCAUAACUCCUGAUUCAUCCCAUCAGAAUCGCCGGGCUAUGAUGAUGAAGAGCUGGAAAAUUGCCAUAGAGUCUUUAGGUUUUAAACGCUUCAAGUAUUCCAAGUUUUCGCACAUGCACCUGAUGGCAUUUAGGAAAACUUCCCUGCAAACAACAAGUGACUUGGUUAGCAGGAACUAUCCUGGAAUGUUGUAUAUCCCACAGGAUUUCAACAGUAUAGAAGAUGAAGAUUAUUCAAACACUUCCUGUUAUGUUCGAUCGGAUACAGAAGAUGAACAGCUAGCUUACGGUUUCAUGGAGCUACCCGAUGCUCCUUAUGACUCAGACUCUGGAGAAAGCCAGUCUAGUUCAAUUCCUUUCUAUGAGCUAGAAGAUCCUAUAUUGCUUCUAAGUUAAUGUAGUUGUUGAAAUGCCCUUUCAGUCAAUUCUCUUGCUUAACUAAUUUUGCUAUACUAACAUGGGCUCAACACACAAAAGUGGUUUGCAUAAAGAAAAUGCAAAGGUUUACAGAGUUUGCUAUUUUUUUCUACUUUUGAAUUUUAAAAUUUAUUCUUGUAUGAAAGUGAAAAAAAUACAAGUUUUAUGCAAGUGACUCCUGUCAUAGCAUAAAUUGCUGUUACUUUCUUUAGAUUUGUAUCACUAAUUUUUUUUUUUUUUCCAGAAAGGUACCAUUCUUUUCUUUAGUGCUGUGAAGUGUGAAUUCUAUUUAAUUUGCUAAAUGUUGUUUUGAUAUUUUAACCAAAUGUGGUUGAGCUUAAGGCACUGGAGUUGGUGGGAUUCUGAGAAGUAUACAUAGGAAGAAAUAAUUUGCACUUUAUAAUUAAAUGUGCAGAUAGGUUAAGACAUGUGGUUACAUGUCCCUUUUUAUGGAACAAAACUUCUUUUCCCAAAUUUGUUUCAUUCUCGGUGAGCCUGGGCUGGAGAAACUGUAAUACUUGCACAUUUGAUUUUUCUUUAUUGCAGCCCUCUGGAGACAACAGCUAACUGAGAACACCAAAACACUAGAAUAUUAAUCCAUUGUUAUACAUACUGUGUAAUUUUGUUGCAUAAAUAGCAGUUAGACAUGAGAUUUCUGAAGAGGUUACCCCUGCCCCGAGGGGUAUGGUACGUCUAAACAAUCGUGUUUCACUUCAUAGCUGGAACAUGUUUUGCAGUCUCAUGAGCGUACAAGCACUAACAAGUAACAGUAUUUCCCCAAUGAUGGCAAUGUGUAUUCUUUUCAAACUCUGGGUUUGGGAGACAUUGGGGGUUUUGUCAUGUUUUAAAGUAGAUUAUUUAUGCAUUUUAAAAACAAGCAACCUUUUUCCUUUCAUUGUCCUUAUUUGUAAACCUCCCAGGUUACAUGGUAACUGUAAACCAAUUUUGUAAAGAGGAACAUAAUUCUAUUCUUUGAGUUUUCCAAG